Messenger RNA from Penicillium olsonii, 804 nucleotides. Lineage: Eukaryota; Fungi; Ascomycota; Eurotiomycetes; Eurotiales; Aspergillaceae. The record is from the annotation of a GenBank genome assembly.
AUGCCCAUAUGGGCGAUGCGACGUGCGGAAGCAGUAAAAACAGUAUGCUCUACCCUGGCGACGACCACGAACGACCGUCUACGGGCCCAACAUGAAGUAGCUAACGUGUCCUCUCUAGUCUGCGGCUUCGUCCAUCGAUCACCGAAAGACGGCAACGGGGACCUCACGUUCGGCUUCCCGAUUGUGGGCCUGGACCCUCUCGGCGAGGGCACCAAGGAUCCCGAAGUGAAACGACUGAAGACCAUCGAUCCCGAGACCGAAGGACUUCGAGUGAAACUGACAGGCGGCUCAUACAAGGGCGACGCGAACGACCAGAAGCCUAAGACAGCCGGUGCUAUCAUUGAUUUCCAGUGUGAUCACGAGCGAUCCGGGCUCGAGGGAUUGUAUACCCUCGUGGAGCCCAAGCAGCGCAGGCGCAGGGAGGAAGAAGCUGCGCCCAAGACCAACACCAGCAGCUUGCAGUUCAAGAGCUUUGGACCAUCGGAUGACGAUACCUACAUUCUGCGUUUGGAUUGGCGUACAAAAUACGCCUGUGACAACUACGAGGAGGAGAAUGGCAGCCCGUCUUCAAGCAAGAGCUGGGGUUUCUUCACCUGGUUGAUUGUCAUUGCUUUCCUUUGCAUCGCCGCUUACCUUAUCUUCGGCUCGUGGCUCAACUACAACCGCUACGGGGCCCGCGGCUGGGAUCUCCUUCCCCACGGCGACACUAUUCGUGAUGUCCCCUACAUCUUCCAGGACUGGCUUCGUCGUGUGGUCAACACUUUGCAGGGAGCAGGCUCGCGCGGUGGAUACAGUGCGGUAUGA